ACCUUCAAACUUAAAACUAUUGCACACCAUAUCGAAACAUUGAGACAAAUAUAUAUUUUUUGUAUAAUUAUUAGUAAUUUUUAAAUAAUAUAUUUUGAUUUCAAUAAUUAACUCAAGGUCGUAAAACAUGUUGUACAUUUUUUUUAUUACUCUAAAAGUUAUUGUUUUAGCGUCAUUUUUUUCUUCGUAUGAAACAGUAGUAACUGCAUCAAAUAUUCGUGUCAAAAGAUCUUUAGCUGUACUUGACAAAGAUCAGUUAUGGGAUGAUGGUAUUAUCCCAUAUGAAAUAGAUAAUACAUUGAGUGGUUCACAUCGUAGACUAUUAAAACUAGCUAUGGAGGAAUGGGAACAAUCAACUUGUAUUCAAUUUGUCGACAGAGAUAAUGAAACCUUUCUACACUACUUAUUAGUCAGUAGAUCGGGCUUCGGUUGUGAAUCGUAUGUCGGCAGAACUCUUAGUGGCCGAAAUGAUUUGAAUUUGGGUGGUGGUUGUAUGUCGUACAGAAUUUUAUUGCAUGAAUUAGGACAUAUAAUUGGCUUUUAUCAUGAACAUAAUCGUCCAGAUCGUGAUGAACAUGUAAUCAUCAAUAUGGACAAUGUCAAAACAGGCAAUAAUUAUAAUUUCGACAAAUUGUCAUCUGAAGAAACUAAUACACUUAAUCAAAAAUAUGAUUAUUAUUCAAUAAUGCAUUACCGACGAAAUGAAUUUUCAAUUGAUAAGUUUAAAGAUACGAUAACUCCCAUUGAAUCAGCUAACAAUGAAAUUGAUAUAAUUGGUAAAAAAGCACGAUUAAGUGAUACUGAUGUUACUGCUACAAAUUUACUUUACGAAUGCCCCGAAUGUGGAGAAACUUUACGAUAUUCUAAUGGAACUUUUGGAUCAUCAAAUAAUUCACUUAUUAUUGGUGAAUAUUGUCAAUGGAGAAUUACGGCAGCCCAUGGAGAGAAAAUUGCUCUUGUUAUUACAUCAUUAAGUGUUCCAAGAAAAAGUAAUUGUCCAUCAGAUUACUUAGAAAUCAUCGAUGGAUAUUCGUUGAGAAGCCCUGUUCUAGCACGUUUGUGUGGAAAAGGGAAAGUUUUGCAGCCAUUAAUUUCUACUUCUAAUCAUAUGUUAGUAGAAUACAAAAGAAAAACAUUUAAUAAAAAGAACUAUGGUUUUACAGCUAAUUAUUAUAAAAUCUGUGGUGGUGAUAUAAAUAUUAACGACGAGGACAAAUAUUAUUAUUUAGAAUCACCAAAUUAUCCCCAUAAGUACGAAGCCAAUAAAAAAUGUAUUUGGCAUAUAAAUGCACCCCGAAAUCGAAAAAUUUCAGUCGUGUUCGACUACUUCAAACUUGAAAAUUCUGUUGAUUGUAAGAAUGAUUUUCUAGAAAUACGAGACGGGAAUGGUGAUGAUUAUUCUUCCCCGCUCAUUGGAAUUUAUUGCCAUAAAAAUAGUCCGAGGAAAGUACUUUCAACAGAUAAUAAAUUAUUUAUUAAAUUUGUUAGCAAUGAUGAAAUUGAAAAAAAUGGAUUUUCGGCCAUCAUUAAUGUGAAACACUAAUGAAGAAAUAUUAAUAUAGGGUAGAUUAAGCAGAUUAGAAGUUUAAAAAAUAGAAAAUCUGUUAUGAUUUUAAUAUUAUAUUUUCAAUAACAAUUAAAAUUUUCAGUACCCGAGUAAAAAUGAAAUUAAAAUUUAA
Molecule: messenger RNA, 1679 nt
Organism: Microplitis mediator
Lineage: Eukaryota; Metazoa; Arthropoda; Insecta; Hymenoptera; Braconidae
Product: protein tolkin-like
Exons: 5
Coding region: 128-1543 (471 amino acids)
Biological process (GO): proteolysis
Molecular function (GO): zinc ion binding; metalloendopeptidase activity
Source: RefSeq, a predicted model, not a curated record